AUGAAGCUACGCCCUGAGCUCGAUAAGAACAAGAGGGCCCUGCUCAAGCAACACAGCGAAGGUGACGCGACCGCAUCAACUCGGCCAACUGCGACCGCGUCAAUGACAACCCAACCCACGAAACACCAGCUGGCUCUAGAACAUUCGGCCGAGGGUCAGCAAACGACGUGGGCUGAGAACACCGGCACCUCCAUGAAACGACCACGGCUUGACCUGGUCGACCAUGUAGCUGCAAGCGAUCUACAGGAUUCAUCUCCCUCGAGCGUGUCCUCCUCGCGCCAGCAUCUGUCGAAAUUGCAUCCACCAAGCCAAGUCGAUGAGUUAGGAAAUGCCAGCAUUUACACAAGCCUUGGAGAGAACGGAUCGAUGAUAGCACCGCUACAAAUCUCUUAUACUUUGAAGCUUCCGCCGUUCUACCAGCCGUGGGCCCCAAGCCCCGUGGCAGGUCAGACCGGAGGCCACUUCAGUUCCUAUGCCACACCCAUUCCCAACAGCGAUGAUGCCGGUGAUGAUGAGGAGCUUGAUCUCGAUCUGCUCAGGGAGUUUACCCAUCUAGAUUCGCCAUCGGAGCAUGGUGCGGCUGUAUUUGGGAGCAGUCCAACCUUCCCGUCAGAAUCAUUGUCUUCAUGUCAAACCUCGCAGCAGAUUGCAUCUGUCGCGAAUCCGGACAGUCAGCGUGAUCAUCUACAGCCGGAAACACCAAAGAGUAUUUCCUGCAGCUCAUCCCAAGAACAGACAACGCGUUCGGUUCCCAACACCAACGUUGUCACGCAGGUCCCUCCUCUAGCGGACACUGUCGAGAAGCAGACACGCCAUUUAUCAUCCCCCACAGGCAACACCAGUUUUUCGCUGCCAUUGUCGAAGCCUGCACAGGCUAAAGACCUCGAUAGCUUUCCUUGGUUCGAGCGACAUCUUAUCUCAGCUUAUGCGAGGAACCAGAAAGACGAGGAAGAUGUCGACUUGGACUUCAUGCGAUGGUACAACGAAAUUCGGCGGCCCUUUUGGGCUCAGAUCAUAAGUUCAUUCGGAAAAGACGUCCCCGGCUCCCUCUACGACCGAGUUCUCGACGAGCUUUGCGUUAGCCACCCAUGCCGCUAUGACCCAUGGACAGGUCAUUCGCUCUACAGGUUCUUACUGGGCAAGGACGGCAUGAGAUGUCUGAUGACAUUGAAAGAUUGGAUGUACGGUACAGGGACCACGACUCUUCCGACAUGGCGAGACACUCUGAGCACAAAGAUUAGAAGCUCCUCCUACGCAAAGGUGCCCUGGGUGCAGAGGGAGAAGAUCAUCGCCCUGUCCGUGAUCCUCGCCGGUGCAGACGCAGCGUCGACAGAGAUCCAAAAGGAAGCCUCAGCCACUCGGAUGAAAAACAACAUUCAGUCGAAGUUUGAAAUCCUGGAGGAGUGCCAACUCACUUACUUGCUUUCCAACCAAGAUCACGUCGUAGCAAGCAAAUACUGGGACGGCUUGGCCGAAGAGCUCGAGGAAGACCCAGAGCAGGAACACCUCUACGACAAAGUCAUGCAGGUGAAGCAAUCUACACCAUCUGAAAGCAGCAUAUCCCCGUCGAGCUCUCCGAUCCACUGCCAAGAGGCUCAGGAACAGGGAGAUCAGAGCCACGGUGGCAGCCCCAGACCAUCCCGGCAGGGAUGCCACGACGGGCAAGCUGGGCCUGGUGGGAUUGGUGACUACCAAAUAUUGGCAGAUGUGGAAGAAAGCAUCCCCCAGUAUUCGGGCAAUCAUGAGCCAUCUAGCGUGGCCCAGCAAUAUUCUCCCCCUGCAGAAAACACCAACCAAGACACAGAGCACGCCCUGAGCACGAUCACUCAAGAGACAUCGCUCCAGGACAGGAUGCGAGAACUUGAGGGUGAGGUCACAGAAUUGCGCAGAUACAUUGAAUCGAUAUAUCAGCAGCUCCCUUGGGUCUUGCAACCACCACCACAGGCGUCAUCCAGGCGUUAG
This is a messenger RNA of Diaporthe citri, 1962 nucleotides long. RefSeq lists its product as uncharacterized. NCBI's taxonomy places the organism in Eukaryota, Fungi, Ascomycota, Sordariomycetes, Diaporthales, Diaporthaceae. Bases 1 to 1962 code for a protein of 653 amino acids. The record is from RefSeq and is a predicted model, not a curated record. The transcript has a single exon.